Molecule: messenger RNA, 574 nt
Organism: Oppiella nova
Lineage: Eukaryota; Metazoa; Arthropoda; Arachnida; Sarcoptiformes; Oppiidae
Source: the annotation of a GenBank genome assembly
CACCACUGCAUUUGAUCCGUGUAUUAUAGCUAAUGCGAUGGCAGAUCGACGUAAAUUACAAGAGAUCGAGAGAUGCAUGAAGAAGGUGGCGGAAGGGGUGGAGACCUUUGAAGACAUCUGGCAGAAGGUGCACAACGCCAACAACAGCAACCAGAAGGAGAAAUACGAGGCCGACCUCAAGAAGGAGAUUAAGAAACUACAGAGGCUCAGGGAUCAGAUCAAGACGUGGGUGGCCUCGAGUGAGAUCAAAGACAAGCGCCAACUCCUCGAGAAUAGGAAACUAAUCGAGACUCAGAUGGAGAGGUUUAAAGUGGUGGAGAGGGAGACGAAGACAAAGGCCUACUCGAAGGAGGGGUUGGGCGCCGCCCAGAAGUUAGACCCCGCGCAGAGGGAACGGGACGACAUGAACAACUGGUUGUCCGUAUCCAUCGACCAACUCAACAUACAGUUGGAUCAGUUCGAGUCGGAGUCGGAAGCGCUGCAGUUGGCGCAGAAGAAGAGCAAAAAGGAUCGCGAGAAACAGGACCGCAUCGAUGAGCUGAAGGGGUGGGUCGAGAAGCACAGGUAUCACAUC